AGCUAUUUUUAUUGCUGCUGGCGGGCGGAAAACGGACAUUUUGGGUGUGGAGAUAGAUCAGCUCAAGUCAGUGCUACAAGGGCAAAUUUAGCUAAACAUACGGACAAUGUCACGAUUCAAAAGAGCGAAUAAGGUGGACUCUCUGGUGGGUUUCAGGAUGGAAAACACUGAGUCGACCGUUCCUUACGGUCUGCUGAAGGCAGCAAGGAAAACUGGCCAGCUCAACCUGUCCGGCCGAGGUCUGACAGAAGUCCCUCAGAACGUGUAUCGUCUAAACACUGACACACCAGAUGAGGCCCAGCAGGAUGUGUCCUUCGGACAGCCAGAUCGCUGGUGGGAACAGACUGAUCUCACUAAACUGCUACUCUCAUCCAAUCAGCUUAAACAACUGUCUGAUGAAAUCAGACUACUGCCUGGACUCACUACACUGGACCUCCAUGACAACCAGCUGAGCAAUUUGCCCAGUGCCUUGGGGGAACUGCAAGAGCUUCAGCAAGUGCGACUCAGUCAUAACCAACUGAGAUCACUGCCACUUGCGGUGUGUACUCUAAAGAAUCUCCAUAGCCUUUCACUUCAGCGGAACUUGCUAGAGAGCCUACCAGAGGAACUGGGACAGCUUGAGAACCUGACUGAGCUGGACCUGUCCAACAACCUUUUAAAGGCCCUUCCCUCCAGCUUGGGUUGUCUCACCUGUCUGCAGAAACUGAACUUGAGUCACAACGAGCUUAGCUGCCUCCCUGACAGCCUGGCCCAGCUUACAAAUGUUAAGGUGAUGGACUGCAGCAGUAACCAGCUGACUGACAUUCCUGUCAGCCUAUCAGAGAUGCUAGCUUUGGAGCAGCUCUACCUGAGACACAACAGACUCCGCCUCCUACCAAGCCUUCCUGCUCCUAUGCUGAAGGAUUUAUAUGUUGGGAACAACCAAAUUGAGCUACUGGAAGCGGAGCAGCUGGCAUCCUUGACAGCCAUCUCUGUUCUGGAACUGCGCGACAAUAAGAUCAAAAAUCUACCGGAACAGAUUACCUCACUGAGCACGCUCACACGCCUUGACCUCACCAAUAACGACAUUGCCAUUCUUCCAGCAUCUCUCAGCCUGCUGCCCAAUCUGAAGGUGUUACUGUUGGAGGGAAAUCCCCUGAGAGGAAUCAGGAGAGACCUGCUCAAAAAAGGAACCAGUGAACUUCUGAAAUAUUUAAAAGGAAGAAUUAAAGAGGGGCCUGCUGACACAGCAGAUGAAGGACAUACAGCCAUGACAUUACCUAGCCAGGCCAGUGUCAAUGUACACAACAUUCAAAAUCUCAAGUUACUGGUGUACAGUGAGAAGCAGUCUUCUAGUGUUCCAGAUGAGCUGUUUGAUGCUGCAGCAAAUCAAAGUGUUACCACUGUUAACUUCAGCAAGAAUCAGCUGACCUCCAUACCUUCCAGACUGGUGGAAUUGCAGUCGUCAGUGUCAGAUAUCAGUCUGGGUUUCAACAGACUGAUGUGCUGUUCUCCUGACAUCUGCAGGUUACUUCACCUCAAACACAUUGACCUCAGGAAUAACCAGCUGAGUGAUUUACCACCUGAAAUGAAGAACUUGACUAAAUUGUGCUCCAUCAUCCUCAGUUACAACAGAUUCAAGUCCUUCCCUGAAGUCCUCUAUCAGAUAGUUUCAUUGGAAACAGUGCUGCUUACUAGCAACCAGGUGAACGAGGUAGACCCAUGCCGUCUGAUGAAGUUGGUUCAUUUGUCAACACUGGAUCUCUCCAACAAUGACCUGUUGAAAAUCCCCCCUGAACUGGGCCUGUGUACCAGCCUCAGGUGUCUCAGUCUGGAGGGGAAUCCUUUCCGCACACCCAGAGCAGCCAUCAUGGCCAAAGGAACGGAUGCAGUGUUGGAGUACCUACGCAGCCGCAUACCUACACAAGGCCUGAAUUCAGCUGACACAACUCCACAACUAUAAGCAAUACUAUCUGCCAUUAGACACUGUCUUGGAAAACAAUAAAAAUCUGAAUUUCACUAUAG
This is a messenger RNA of Scatophagus argus, 2004 nucleotides long. RefSeq names its product leucine rich repeat containing 40 (gene lrrc40). The coding region runs from base 107 to 1942 and encodes 611 amino acids. The record is from RefSeq and is a predicted model, not a curated record. The transcript has 15 exons. Lineage: Eukaryota; Metazoa; Chordata; Actinopteri; Scatophagidae. Gene Ontology annotation, molecular function: protein binding.